Molecule: messenger RNA, 453 nt
Organism: Blepharisma stoltei
Lineage: Eukaryota; Ciliophora; Heterotrichea; Heterotrichida; Blepharismidae
Source: the annotation of a GenBank genome assembly
AUGGCAGCGUUGCAACGACUUAUGACUGAACUGAAUGAUUUGCAAGCAAAUCCUCAGCCUUUUGUUUCUGUGAAUACUCACCAGGGAGACUACUAUGAAUGACUCGGAAAUCUCAAUGGGCCUGAAGGCACUGCUUUUGAAGGCGGUCUUUUUGAAUUUUUAAUAAAAUUUUCCAAAAAAUACCCAAGCAAGCCUCCCAAAGUAUAUUUUCAGACACCCAUAUUCCAUCCAAAUAUUUUCCCUAGCAAUGGAAGAGUUUGUCAUUCUCUGCUUAACCAUAUGUGAAACCCAAACUGCCAUCCCAGGGUUAUCAUUGACUAUCUCAUCGAAUUACUGAACAGGCCUGAGCCAGAGCAUGGAUUUAUGUGUGAGGCAGCUGAUAUUUGCUUAAUAAGCAGAGAAGAAUGAUUCAAUAUAGCAAGAGAAAGAACAUUUAGAGAUGCAUUUGGAUAA